This is a messenger RNA of Misgurnus anguillicaudatus (oriental weatherfish), 2466 nucleotides long. The record is from RefSeq and is a predicted model, not a curated record. Lineage: Eukaryota; Metazoa; Chordata; Actinopteri; Cypriniformes; Cobitidae.
CUCUGCAGCUCUUUAGUCCGCCGAUAAACCCACUAAAGGAAGAAAGAACGAGGGAGAGAGAGAAAGAGCUCACGUGUGAUGUGUUUGUUUAUCAGUGUUUUCUCUCUUCUUUAGUGUUUUAUUGAGUGUAAACAGAGUGUCUCUGUUUAUUUUAGUUUUAAGAUGUUAAUGAUGAGAGAUGAGAUGUGCUGUAAAUCAGUAGGAACUGAUCUGUCCAUGCUGGAUAUUGAUGAUUUCAUCACAGAAAUCUCUCAGCUGAAGAAAGAGGUGGCGUUACUGGAGACAAAACUGAGAGGAGAUGAAGGAGUGAAGAGAGAGGAUGUGGAUUGUUGUGACUCUUCAGUGUAUGUGACUGAUGGAUGUCUGGAUUCAGUGUGGAUGAGCAGAGAUCAGAGCCGCACACCACAGCCACUGCUGGACUCUAAACUCUCUGAAGAGAAAUCCAGACACACACAGGACUCAGAGCUCAGUCUCACUUUACUCUCUUAUACUGAGUCAAAGCCCACAGACGCUCAGGACACUGUGUGUGACAGUAAUCAGGGCUUACAGGAUGAGGAAUCUACUGAUCAAACCUCCACAGAGUCUCUGGAUUCUGUCUGUAACGCUGGAGAACAGCAGCAGAUCCUGCAGACCACACUGAAGAUGUGUUCAGUCAAACUGAUCGACUGCACGAACCUGAUGAUGAAAAUUAAAACAGAACCCACAGAAGAGGAAGAUCACACUGAAAAAGAUGAAGACAAUCAUGCAGAUGAUUUAAAUCCAUCAGAAAUCGAGACUCAUCAGACCAGGCAACAUUUUUUCACUCUUCAGCUGUCCAAUUUUGAUGUGAAGAGUGAACCAUGUGAUGGAGAAAUGUCCUCAAAUUCAGAAGAUCAACUGACAGCACAAACUCUUUACUGCAUCACCUGUGGAAAGACAUUCAGCUCACAGAGACAUUUAGAGAGACAUGAGAGAAAACACACAGGACAGAAACUCAGCUUUACUACCUUACAAGAGAAGAAACUUCAUCGUUCAAAAGUGCACGGAGAGAAGAAGAAGAAGUUGUUGUUUUACUGUGAGCAGUGUGGGAAGAAUUUUGACUUCUUAUCUCAUCUGAAAGUUCACAUGAGGUCACACAGUAGUGAAAAGUCUUUCUCCUGCACUGAAUGUGGAAAUUACUUCACCACCAAACAAAGUCUUGAUGGUCAUCAGAGAAUUCACACAGGAGAAAAACCAUACGAGUGUCCUCACUGUGAGAUGAGAUUCAGAGAUAAAAGCAAUCUGAAGAGACAUGUGUUUAUACACACCAAUGAGAGACCGUAUCAGUGCAGUAAAUGUGACAAAACCUUUAGGCAUUCAGCUUCAUUAAAAUCACACCAGAAAAAUCACUCCGAAGAGAAACUUUAUCAAUGUUCAUUCUGUGAUAAACAUUUCUGUCAUAAAUCUAAUCUUACAUGCCACGAGAGGAUUCACACUGAAAAACCUUACAAAUGCUCUCAGUGUGAAAAGACGUUUACUCAGUCAAGUACCUUAAAAAUCCAUGAGAGAAUUCACACUGGAGAGAAACCUUACGCCUGCUCUGAAUGUGGAAAGAGAUUCACUUAUCUAUCUAAUGUCAGAGUUCAUCAGAAAGUUCACACUGGAGAGAAACCUUAUCACUGUAGUGUUUGUGGGAAGAGUUAUGGGCGGCAUAAUAGUUUAGUAAGGCAUCAUAGAAGUCAUACAGUUGAAAGACCUUUCAAAUGCUCUCAGUGUGAGAAGACGUUUAAUCAGUUAAGUAAAUUAAAAGUCCAUGAGAGAAUUCACACUGGAGAGAAACCUUAUAACUGUAGUGUCUGUGGGAGGAGUUUUGGGCGGCGUGACAAUUUUGUAAUGCACCAGAGAAUUCAUACAGGUGAAAGACCUUUCAAAUGCUCUCAUUGUGACAAGACAUUUAAUCAGUCAAGUAACUUAAAAACCCAUGAGAGAGUUCACACAGGAGAGAAACCUUACGUCUGCUUGAUCUGUGGAGAGAGAUUCACUCAUUCUGGAGGUCUUCAGUAUCAUCAGAAGAAACACACUGAAGAACAAACUACAUUGAAAUCAUCACAGUGCCUUAAACUCUUUACACAUUGACUGCGUAUAUUCCACCUGAAUGUUCGCCUUGAGAAUAUGCUAGAACAAAAACAAUGCAUUUCUAUGAAUUACUUCACAUUGAUUUGUUCUUUAGUGAACGGAUGUUCAGAAGUGCUAACUUAACAGUAACUGGUUUUGGCCCUGUGUCAAUCUCAGAAUGACGUCAAAUAGGCAGUAGAUUAGAAAGAAGGCGGCACUCUCCAGCCACACAGCAAUUCUAUCACAUGUCAGGACAGAGAUAGGAAAAGCUAAAGGGACAUUGGGCUCCCGCUUGUUCUGUAAAUAACUAUGAUUGUUACUGCUGUCGUAGCGGGGACCCAACACAUAUCAGUUUUAUUGUUCCAGAGACAACAAAUAAAGAUAAUGAGAAUA